Messenger RNA from Talpa occidentalis (Iberian mole), 6627 nucleotides. RefSeq names its product PR/SET domain 10 (gene PRDM10). Bases 425 to 3907 code for a protein of 1160 amino acids. Gene Ontology annotation, molecular function: protein binding. Gene Ontology annotation, biological process: regulation of gene expression. The transcript is spliced from 22 exons. Gene Ontology annotation, cellular component: nucleus. The record is from RefSeq and is a predicted model, not a curated record. Lineage: Eukaryota; Metazoa; Chordata; Mammalia; Eulipotyphla; Talpidae.
UUGGCUUCUCGGCCGACUGAAUAAGCGUCUCAGGAUCUUCGUCAUGACUCUUAAAUCUGGGCCUGUCAGUUCGCCCCAGCGUUACUCGUCUCUAGGCAGGGCAUGGGGUUUACAGGGUUCAGCCAAUCAUCUAUCGUCGAGAUCAGGUUGCCAGGCAGAUUAUGUUAACGAGGCCCCGCCUUUUAUGCUGCUCCCACUCUGCGGCGGGAAGAACCACCUGGAGGUGGCGGGGGGGUUUGAUUUCCAUCACCCCUAGGGAGAGAGGAUCGGGGACCCGCUGAUCUUCCAGCUCCCCUCACCCAACGUCGUCACAUUGCAGAGAGGCCUUUUCAUCCUUCGUGGAUAUGCGCGUGGUGGACAGAUGACUGCUCCCCAGCCUGUGCUGCUCUAGGUGCCCCGAGCCUGGGGCUGAGUGUAGGGAAGGAUGGAUUCCAAAGAUGAAAGCUCGCACGUGUGGCCGACGUCUGCAGAGCACGAAGGCAGUGCUGCACAGGUGCACUUUGUUCCAGACGCUGGGACUGUGGCUCAGAUCGUCUAUACCGAUGACCAGGUUCGUCCACCCCAGCAGGUGGUGUACACGGCAGAUGGUACCUCCUACACUUCAGUGGAUGGUCCGGAGCAUACCUUGGUGUACAUCCAUCCUGUGGAGGCUGCGCAGACUCUGUUUACAGACCCAGGCCAGGUAGCUUAUGUCCAACAGGAUGCUGCGGCUCAGCAGGCCUCAUUACCGGUGCAUAACCAGGUAUUACCUGCAAUUGAGAGUGUGGAUGGCUCCGACCCUUUGGCAACUCUGCAGAAUCCUAUGAGUAGACUGGAUGCCAAAGAGGAGGAGGAGGAAGAAGAGGAGGAAGAGACUGAGGAAGACGAGGAAGAUGAGGGGGAGGACACAGACCUGGAUGACUGGGAGCCAGACCCGCCUCGGCCCUUCGACCCGCAUGACCUAUGGUGUGAGGAGUGUAAUAAUGCACAUUCUUCAGUGUGCCCAAAGCAUGGCCCCUUGCACCCUAUCCCCAACCGGCCGGUGCUCACCAGAGCCAGAGCCAGCCUCCCUCUGGUCCUCUACAUUGACAGGUUUCUGGGGGGCGUGUUCUCCAAAAGACGCAUUCCCAAACGCACCCAGUUUGGUCCUGUGGAGGGACCCCUCGUCAGAGAGUCCGAGCUGAAAGACUGUUAUAUUCAUCUAAAGGUUUCUCUUGAUAAAGGAGACAGAAAAGACAGGGACUUGCAUGAAGACCUGUGGUUUGAGUUGUCUGAUGAGACUCUUUGUAACUGGAUGAUGUUCGUACGUCCAGCCCAGAAUCACCUGGAGCAGAACCUGGUGGCUUACCCAUAUGGCCACCAUGUAUAUUACACAACGAUAAAGAAUGUGGAACCCAAGCAAGAACUGAAGGUUUGGUACGCUGCAUCCUAUGCUGAGUUUGUGAACCAGAAAAUUCAUGACAUUUCUGAGGAAGAAAGGAAAGUUCUUCGAGAGCAAGAGAAGAAUUGGCCCUGUUACGAAUGUAACCGCCGAUUUGUAAGCUCAGAGCAAUUGCAACAGCAUCUCAAUACUCAUGAUGAGAAACUGGAUGUGUUUAGCAGAGCAAGAGGCCGAGGAAGGGGACGAGGCAAGAGGCGAUUUGGCCCAGGUCGAAGGCCAGGGCGUCCCCCCAAAUUUAUCCGCUUGGAAAUAACCAGUGAAAAUGGGGAAAAGUGUGAUGAUGGGACACAGGACUUGCUACAUUUUUCCACCAAGGAGCAGUUUGAUGAGACUGAACCCGCUACUCUGAAUGGGCUGGAUCAACCGGAACAAACCACCCUCCCAAUCCCUCAGCUGCCACAGGAGACCUCGUCUUCUCUGGAGCAGGAGCCAGAAACUCACAGCCUGCAUCUGCAGCCACAGCAUGAGGAGAGCGUGCUGCCCACACAGAGCACCCUGACUGCCGACGACAUGCGCAGGGCCAAACGCAUCCGAAAUGCAGCUCUUCAGCAUCUGUUUAUUCGGAAGUCCUUCCGGCCUUUUAAAUGUUUGCAGUGUGGAAAGGCCUUCCGUGAAAAGGACAAGCUGGACCAGCACUUGCGCUUCCAUGGGCGGGAGGGGAACUGCCCCUUGACCUGCGAUCUCUGCAACAAGGGUUUCAUCAGUAGCACAUCGCUGGAGAACCACAUGAAGCUCCAUUCUGAUCAGAAGACUUACUCUUGCAUUUUUUGCCCAGAAUCCUUUGACCGCCUUGAUUUAUUGAAAGAUCAUGUGGCCAUUCAUAUCAAUGAUGGCUACUUUACCUGCCCAACUUGCAAGAAACGGUUCCCAGAUUUUAUCCAGGUAAAAAAACACGUACGAAGCUUCCACUCAGAAAAGAUCUACCAAUGUACAGAGUGUGACAAGGCCUUCUGCCGGCCGGACAAACUGCGGCUCCACAUGCUCAGACACUCGGACCGCAAAGAUUUCCUGUGUUCCACAUGUGGAAAGCAGUUCAAGCGAAAAGAUAAACUACGUGAACAUAUGCAGAGGAUGCACAAUCCUGAGAGGGAGGCCAAGAAAGCUGACCGCAUCAGCCGCUCCAAGACCUUCAAGCCUCGAAUCACGUCCACAGACUAUGACAGCUUCACGUUCAAGUGCCGCCUGUGCAUGAUGGGCUUCCGGAGGCGGGGCAUGCUGGUAAAUCACUUAUCAAAGAGGCACCCAGACAUGAAGAUAGAAGAGGUUCCAGAGUUAACUCUGCCCAUCAUAAAACCCAACCGAGAUUACUUCUGUCAGUAUUGUGAUAAGGUUUAUAAAAGUGCCAGCAAGCGAAAAGCCCAUAUUCUGAAGAACCAUCCAGGAGCUGAGCUCCCACCAAGCAUUCGGAAACUUCGCCCUGCGGGCCCUGGAGAGCCAGACCCCAUGCUGAGCACCCACACCCAGCUCACAGGCACAAUUGCCACCCCUCCCGUCUGCUGCCCUCACUGCUCCAAACAAUACAGCAGCAAGACCAAAAUGGUUCAACAUAUUCGAAAGAAGCAUCCUGAGUUUGCCCAGCUCCCUAACACCUUACAUACGCCACUGACAACCGCUGUGAUUAGUGCUACCCCUGCUGUUUUAACUACAGAUAGUGCCACUGGAGAGACUGUAGUGACAACAGACCUGCUCACCCAAGCCAUGACGGAACUGUCCCAGACCUUAACGACAGAUUACCGAACGCCACAAGGGGACUACCAGAGAAUCCAGUACAUCCCCGUGUCACAGUCCACGUCUGGUCUUCAGCAGCCUCAGCACAUACAGCUUCAAGUGGUGCAGGUGGCCCCAGCCACGUCCCCUCACCAGUCUCAGCAGUCCACGGUGGAUGUUGGCCAGCUCCACGAUCCUCAGACCUACACCCAGCAUGCCAUCCAGGUGCAGCACAUUCAGGUCACGGAGCCUGCUACCUCGGCACCGUCAUCAGCCCAGGUAACUGGGCAGCCACUGAGCCCCUCCUCACAACAGUCUCAGCAGGGGCUCAGCCCCUCCCAGAUACAAGGCAGUGCUUCUGCACAAGGCCAAGCUCUCCAGCAACAGCAGCAGCAGCAACAGCAACAGCAGCAGCAAGGUUCCACUGUACAGCACACAUACCUACCCAAUGCUUGGAACUCCUUCCGGGGCUACUCAUCCGAGAUUCAAAUGAUGACACUUCCCCCGGGUCAGUUUGUAAUUACAGAUAGUGGUGUGGCAACUCCUGUCACCACUGGCCAAGUGAAGGCGGUCACUUCGGGUCAUUAUGUAUUAUCAGAAAGUCAAUCAGAAUUGGAGGAAAAGCAAACUUCUGCCCUCUCUGGGGGAGUCCAGGUUCAACCAACCACACACAGUGAUUUGGAUCCCCAGGCCACCAGCCAACAGCAGCCUACACAGUACAUCAUCACAACUACCACCAACGGGAACGGAAACAGUGAAGUGCAUAUCACUAAACCCUAACUUCGUCCCAGAGCUAGAAUCAAGCAGUCACAUCAUGUCUCUUCUUACUCAUGUCUGAAAGUUUCUGACACUUAGAACCCUUUUUAAAGAUUUGUCAUUCACUCAAGAGUUUGGAAACCAGUUUCAACACACAUACAACAGGGCUUAUUUUACCACGGUCAUCUUCAUCAAGUUGACACUUCAGACUCAGAAGUUUCUACCAUGGGAUGGAGAUCUUUCAGAGGAAACUAGAUUUCAAGAUGGAGAGACUUUGUCUUGCUCUUGAGUUUUUGGUUUUUUUUUUUUUAAACACAUUGAUAAGCCUUACUUUUCCUUUGUGGAAAUAUUAAGUGGUGUAUUGUGUUUGUACCAAAGGGGAGGAAAGGAUGUGCCAAGUCCAUGGCCACAGGACUUUUUAAUUCCAAGCCCUAGCACCAAAGGAGAAGGGGCUUUUUAUGGGUGUGUCUUAGGUCAGAACUACUUCAUCUUGUGAAGUUUGUGUUUUCAAUAAUUUCACAAAGGGAGCCACUUGAAUAAGAAAAUAAAAAUGAUGAAAGAAAGGUUUGACAGUGAUCUUAAGGAAAAAACUGUCAUCUAAAUUUUUCUUAUCACUGAUAAAAAAUAAAUUGUGCUUUUUUUUUUAAAGCCAUUGUUGGGCUAUUCAUUGGUAGUGCUUUCCACAGAUGUUGGCCCUCAGUGGAGUAGGCCAGAACCUCAUGUUCUGUUAGAGCUUACUUUAUCACUCCACAAUGGUGGACUCCCUAAGAGCAUUUCCCUGUCAGCAGAAUUUAAACUCCUACAUUAAAUCUUUGCCUCCCAUUCUCAGACUGUAGUUGUAUGAAGGAGACAUUGGAGGUAUCUGUACCAAAUUACUAAAGCAAAUGUAUGUUUUUACUUUUAUAUAUAUAUAAAAGUAAAAGGCCCUGAAACCUUGUCCUGCCUUGUAGGAUAUAUUUACCUUUCAUCAGUAAAGGAUGAAUUCCUUGUUCUUACCAGAUCUACUUUCAAUUCUUGCUCACAGCAUCCAGUGUAUUUUAGUACUUUGAAUGCUGUCUUAAAAUGAACAUUCUUUAAGGUUAGAUGGAAAGGUGGCCCUCUGUUUCUUAAUGCUUAUAACUUUAAAUGUAUUGCGCUUCAUCUGACCUUUUGGUAAGAUGACCAAAUUCACACUUAAUUGAAAAAUGAGAACAUGGGGACCAUUUGUAAUACGUUUUAAGGGAAUUAUAAGGGAUUCAAAAGAAAUUCAAUCUGUAUGACUAUUAAGCUGUUAGUUGGAAGAGGAAAAAAAAUCUGCCUCAAUGAUAGUUUUUCUUACAUGUGUUCCUGUUUGGGAGUCUUGUUAGCUAUGAAUUCAAGGGGGCAAAUAGAUCUCUUUUUACUGUACAUUCCAAUUAUACACAUAAAACAUGGAAGAAAUCAGUAUGUAUUUUAAUAGUUUUUUGUGACAUACUAACACAUUUUUACACUAUUGCGUUUAUCAUUCCAGAACAGAAAGACCUAACUUCAAUUUUAAUUGAAGUUAACUAAUUUAUUUUAAUUUACAUUUGUGGGUUAAAAACUGGUUCUAUAAAUCAAGAAGUCUAGUAACUUCUUUGUGGUAAAGGUACCUUUCUGAAAAGUAAACAAUUCUGUUGAAAUAACUUUACUAAUAUGUAGAUUUUGCACUUUAUUUUUGAGACCUCAUUCAUUUAGUUAUCCCAGAAAAUAUGGGCACUAAAACUUAAGAAAGUUACUUGAUGAAUGGAUUCUAUAUCUUUGGCAACAAAGAGGUAAUGUUGAUGUUUUCAAUAGAAAAUAUUGACUCUGGGUCACAAAAUAGAGACUCUGUGUCCCAAAGUCCCACAGUAUAAUGGCUGUAAAUAUCCUAGUGUCUGGUCAAGAAAGACUUGCUAGGUGAAGAACAGUAGACUUUCCCAAAGGUCUAGUUUAGUUUUUAUACCUUAAAGCUGGCCCUGGUGGGGCCUUUUUAAUUUGAACCAGCAAAGUACCUCCCCUCCCCUCAGGAAUAACUUAUUGAUUAAAAUAGAAAACUGUCACUGGAUGGAAUGUUCAUUUCAUGUCAGUUACUUCAAGUUUUAAAAUACACGGAAGAAAACUUUGUGGAAGCACCUCUUUGUCUUUUUCCCACAUAGGUUUGUCUUUUUUCCCUUUUUUUUUUUUUUGUCCUUAUGAGGACUAAGUAAGGACUCUAAAACUAAUUUGUUUCUUAUCAACUAGUGAUGCAGGUGGCUGUCAGGCAAAAUAACAAUGCUUGGAAAUCUGCACAUUCAUUCCAAGGAAAUAGGACUUGGAGUUGAAGAGAUGGUAGAAUGUAAGCCAUCUGAAGACUGACUUUGGGGGAAAAAAAAUGUGUGUAGCCAACACUUAUAUUGUGGCCUUUCUGAAAACACAUCGUCACGGUAGAUUUCAGUCAGCACAGUGUGACCAUGUUGGAGUAGGUAACAUAAAAUUUUUACAUUUUUAUUGUUUGAUUUGUACCCGUAUAAAUGAGACAUUUCAUCAUGUAAAAUUCCUGUUAUUCUGGAAAAACCUGUUGUUUUGAUCUUCUCGAAUUGUUUUCUGACUUAGAAUUACCCUUUCAAAAAACUUUUAAAGAUAUCUCGGGCUCAAAAGUACUCCCGAGAGACUAAAGCUGACCCACAGGUUGAAAAUGUUGACCCUAUCCUGUUAUUUAAAUGUGAACAUUUAUUGUACAUUCAGUGAGUUAUAGUGUUAAUAGUCUUGUGCUACUCAGCAGGUGU